Apis dorsata (giant honeybee) is the source of this 3306-nucleotide messenger RNA. It is a transcript of the gene Hex110, whose product is annotated as hexamerin-like. The transcript has 8 exons. NCBI's taxonomy places the organism in Eukaryota, Metazoa, Arthropoda, Insecta, Hymenoptera, Apidae. The record is from RefSeq and is a predicted model, not a curated record. The coding region runs from base 81 to 3131 and encodes 1016 amino acids.
ACCCCUUCCUUGAUAGAAUUUAAGUAUAAAAGACUGGUUGAACAGACAGUCAACAUCGCAUCGCAUCAUUGAAUUUCGCAAUGAGGUAUUUCAUUAUCCUGCUGGCUCUGGUAGCCUUAGGGGUCUGUGCCCCCAACGUUAAACAACGUGCUGCUGACCAGGAUCUCCUUAACAAACAACAACAUGUCAUCCAACUUCUACAGAAAAUUUCCCAACCAAUCCCAAAUCAGGAACUUCAAAAUCUUGGUGCUAGUUAUGACAUUGAGAGUAAUUCUCAUCAAUAUAAGAACCCAAUCAUUGUCAUGUACUAUGCAGGUGCUGUAAAAGCAGGUUUAGUUCAACCACAAGGUACAACUUUCAGCAAUUCGAUCAGCCAACUUCGCAAAGAAGUUUCUCUUCUCUAUAGGAUUCUUUUGGGUGCUAAGGAUUACCAGACUUUCCUCAAAACUGCUGCAUGGGCCCGUAUCCAUGUUAAUGAAGGACAAUUUCUUAAGGCAUUUGUUGCUGCUGUAUUAACUCGUCAAGAUACUCAAGGUGUCAUCUUCCCACCAGUUUAUGAAAUUUUACCCCAACAUCACUUGGAUUCACGAGUUAUUCAAGAAGCUCAAAAUAUUGCUAUUCAAAACACUCAAGAAAAAACCAAUCAACAAAACAUUCUUAUUCCUGUUAACUAUUCUGCACUCUUAUCUCAUGAUGAACAACAGCUAUCUUAUUUUACUCAAGAUGUUGGUCUUGCUGCAUACUAUGCCCAAGUUAAUCUUGCUGGAUACAUUCAAGAAAAGGAUCAACAACAACAGCAACAACAGCCUUUAACUCAACAACAAUAUCAGCAACAGAUUGUAGGAAAAUAUUUGCAACAACAAGCAGGACAACAAGAUCAACAAACCAAUAUUGGUCGCGGAGCUCAAUAUCUGUACCUUCAUCAACAACUUUUGGCACGCUAUGAACUUAAUCGUCUUUCGAACGGACUUGGUCCUAUUAAGGAUAUUGAAUAUGAAAAUGUACAAAGUCUCUAUCAACCUCAUCUUCGCGGUCUCAAUGGACUUGAAUUCGCAGGCCGUCCUCAGAAUCUUCAACUCCAACCUCAAAGAAACCAGCUUAUCCAAUAUGUUGCGACUUUAGAAAAAAGACUGAGAGAUGCUAUUGAUUCUGGAAAUGUUAUUACUCCACAAGGUGUCUUUCUUUCUCUGUAUCAACCACAGGGUAUGAACAUUCUUGGUGAUCUGAUUGAAGGAACUGGUAGAAGUGUUAAUCCAAGGUAUUAUGGAAGUCUACAAGCUGCUGCUCGCAAACUUCUUGGAAAUGCUCCUGAAGUUCAAAACAUUUGGGACUACACACCAUCAUCACUUGAACUUGGAGAAGCUGCCGUCCACGAUCCAGUUUUCUAUCAAUUAUAUAAAAAAGUUAUGAACCUUUAUCAACAAUAUCAACAAUCUUUGCCUGCCUAUCAAUACAAUGAUCUUAUUCUUCCUGGAGUUACCAUUCAGAAUGUUGAUGUCAGUCAACUUGUAACUCUUUUCACCGAUUUCUACGUUGAUCUCGAUGCCGUUACUGGUCACCAAUCUCAACAGCAACAAGAAGAACAAACUCAAUCUCAUGUUAGAGCUCAUAUGAAGAGACUGGAUCAUCAACCUUAUCAAUAUAAAAUUACAGUUCAUAGCGAACAGAACGUGCCAAGCGCAGUUGUCCGUGUCUUCCUUGGACCCAAACACGAUCAUCAAGGCCAACCUAUUAAUAUUUCUAAGAAUCAACAUCUCUUUGUUGAACUUGAUCAAUUUAUCCAGAACCUCCAUGCUGGUGAAAAUACCAUUGUUAGAAAUUCUCAACAAGCUCCUGGACAGAGCUCCGAUUGGCCAUCUACUUCUCAAAUUCAACGAGGAGUCAAUGCUGCUAUCCGAUCCCAGGAACCAUUCUAUAUCACUGAGCCACAUCAAAUCUUCAGUUUCCCUGCUAGAUUAUCCCUUCCCAAAGGUCAGCCACAAGGUUUCCCUCUUCAGUUCUUAGUUGUGAUCUCCUCAUCAAACCCACUUAACGUCCCAUAUGGACCAGUGAUCCCUGAACAAAGUUUGACUUACCAAAAUCAACAAUACCAAGUCGUAAGCGUUGAGCAAUAUCAACAACUGAAACAGCAAGGUCAAAUUUCUCAAGUAGGCGGAGGAAUUCAGCAAAAUAUAGAAGUUCUUCCUGAAAAUUUGGUCAAUGCUCAGCAACAAGUUCAAGCUGUUAGAAACUAUUAUGCUAAUCUUUACACUAAAUACCACGGACAGUACCCGAACACACAAAUCCAGAAUCCUGUAGGCCAAGGACAAGACAUGACAUAUUCUAUUCAAGGAGUUGGAGUUGUUAAUGCAGGUUGGUUAGGACAGCAAGGCAGUUGGAAUCAACAACAAAUGCAACAAGCUCAACAGGUUCAACAACAAAUACAAGCAGCAACGGCAGCGGUACAACAGAGUCAACAGAGGCAUCAACAUGCUGCUCAAAUGAUCUAUGGACAUCAACAAUCUCAUCAUGGUUUACAUAUUAAUUCUCCAUUCGGUCAAUCUGUACAAUCUGGACAACAACAACAAUCUGGACUACAAGGAUUACAAGGUGUACAACAAGGUGUCCAAGGCGUCCAAGCAACUCAAGGUGUCCAGGGUGUCCAGGGUGUCCAGGAUGUCCAAGGUGUCCAAGGUGUCCAGGGUGUCCAAGGUGUCCAAGGUGUCCAAGGUGUCCAAGGCCUGUCGUCCGUUCUGCAAGGAGUACAACAAGUAUUUGGACAGGAUGUUCAAGGAAUGAAUGUUCCAUAUGGCAUGCAAAGAGGCCAGAGUGGAGCUCAAACAUGGCCAAACUCUCAAGUCCAAGGCUCAAUCUCGGGAAGUGGUAUGGUCGCUAGUGGACAACAACACGCUGGUGGCUGGCAAAGUAUGUACGCUCAACCGCAAACCGUUCAGGACCAGAUAGUCAACGAAUACUACCAGAAUAAGCCGGUCUCAGAGGUUAUUGGCGGUGCCAUUUCUCUUGACGGCAAACCUCUCGGUUUCCCACUGGAUAGACCAUUGUCUCUUGGUGCACUCAGCGUUCCUAACAUUUUCGUAAAGGAUGUUCUCGUCUUCCACCAAGGUCAACCCACCAAUGACAUCACUCAGUAAAUAUUCCUACGAUGAAGCGCACAAAUGUUGUUAGUAAUCGUAUGAGAAUGAUUUAUGUGAGAGACUUAGCGCGCACAAGAUAUUGUUAAUUAAAAAAAAAAAAAAAUUAUCGAUGUGAAUUACAAUGAAUUACAAUGAAUAAAUUUGCUGUCAAGAGCAAACGUUUAUUGUAAAA